AUGAUGUUGCUCCAGUUGUGGAAACCUGUUUUAGCUUCUCUGGUGUUUGUGGAAAUCUCAUGGACUGUAGCCAUUGAUCGGGAUCAGCAGCCGAGGCCUGAGGACGUGGAGCUGGCUGAGGGCUACCUGAAGAGGUUUUAUAACCUGAUCCCGAGAAGCAGACAGAGACUCAUCAGGUCCACUUCGACCACAGAGGAGAAGAUCAGACAAAUGCAGAGCUUCUUUGGUCUGAGAGAAACGGGCCACCUGGACCCUCACACCCUGGAUGUGAUGAGGAAGCCGAGGUGUGGUGUCCCAGAUGUAGAAAACUUCACCUUUUACCCCGAAAAGCCUAAAUGGAGGAACAAUACCAUCACAUACAUGAUCGCCAAAUACACACCAGACUUGAGACGAGAGGAGGUAGAAAAGUCCCUUUGUGCUGCUCUGAAGAUGUGGAGUGAUGCAGCAGCACCUCUGAGGUUCAUCAGAGUCCACCAUGGAAAAUCCGAUAUAGUCUUUUCCUUCGCCCGCAGAACUCAUGGGGAUUUCUUUCCCUUUGAUGGGUCCGGGGGUGUGCUGGCUCACGCCUUUCAGUCUGGAGAGGGCAUAGGAGGGGACGUGCACUUUGAUGAAGAUGAAACGUGGACGACAGGCAGGCAAGCACCUGGUUACAGCCUGUUUGCUGUGGCAGCUCAUGAACUCGGUCACUCCCUGGGUUUGACUCACUCCAUGGACCCCUCUGCUGUCAUGUACCCCAACUACAGGUAUCACAGCAGUACGCAGUACGCUCUAUCCAUGGAUGAUGUGCACGCGAUCCAAACACUGUAUUGUUGUUCAUACUAUUAUUUCUCAGGUAAACCCACCAAAGACGUGAAAAGCCAACACAUUCCCACAAAGUGUGACCCCAACUUCUCUUUUGAUGCAGCAACUAUGAUUGGAAAUGAUGUUGUUUUCUUUAAAGACAGGUACAUGUGGAUGAGAACAACAUGGACGACCUACUGGAAUCAGCUGAGAGAGGGCCACAGCAGCACGUAUUUACCCAGCAUUGGUUCUCACGUCGAUGCCGCUUAUGACAUCCCUACCAAAGGCGUGGCGUACGUCUUCACUGUGUUGCAGUUCAUGCAAGAGGCGAACCGAGUUCGGCAGCGCUUGUGCUUAAGACAAAAAGUCGUGCUGGCUCCAUCUAGCGUCAGGCGAGUUGACGCUGCCGUGCACAUCGGCGAGCAGGGGAAAACUGUUUUCUUCACUGGACAGUUUUAUUACAGGAAACCUUUUAAAGGUCAACGUGCUUUGCAAUACAAAUAA
Solea senegalensis (Senegalese sole) is the source of this 1284-nucleotide messenger RNA. Its product is annotated as matrilysin-like. Gene Ontology annotation, cellular component: extracellular matrix. The transcript has 10 exons. The record is from RefSeq and is a predicted model, not a curated record. Gene Ontology annotation, biological process: proteolysis; extracellular matrix organization; collagen catabolic process. NCBI's taxonomy places the organism in Eukaryota, Metazoa, Chordata, Actinopteri, Pleuronectiformes, Soleidae. Gene Ontology annotation, molecular function: zinc ion binding; metalloendopeptidase activity. The coding region runs from base 1 to 1284 and encodes 427 amino acids.